Hyalella azteca is the source of this 1185-nucleotide messenger RNA. Its product is annotated as kinetochore-associated protein 1. Lineage: Eukaryota; Metazoa; Arthropoda; Malacostraca; Amphipoda; Hyalellidae. Gene Ontology annotation, molecular function: small GTPase binding. The record is from RefSeq and is a predicted model, not a curated record. Gene Ontology annotation, biological process: mitotic sister chromatid segregation; mitotic spindle assembly checkpoint signaling; protein localization to kinetochore involved in kinetochore assembly. Gene Ontology annotation, cellular component: RZZ complex; cytoplasm; kinetochore microtubule.
AGUUUGCUGCAGAAGAAGCUGCUGGACAAAUGGCUGCUGCCUCCUGACGCAGGCCUGGGCAGCUGCGGUGAUGACGUCACCAUCACCAACUUCCUGCCGCUCAUGCCGGGCGCUCAGGCCCACGAGUCUGAUGACGCGUCGCUUGCUAGGGCCAUGUACCUGGUACGCGGCUGCUGCCCUGAUACCAUCAUCCCGUACCUACUGGAGCAGACUGAGUGCACUGAGCAGCGGUACUCAGCAGCGUACAGACUGAGAGCUCUGCAGUGUCUCGUCGCCCUCACUGACUGCCCUCAACUGCACUCCUACGUCGCCCCCGACACUCUGCAGCGACACUUGGACGAGCUGACGCAGGCGGUUCGUCUGGAGGGUCUGGGCAUCGUCUGUGGUGCUGAGCUGGGGCCGCAAGACGUGCAGGCGCUCACUGAACAGCUGUGGCGGGACCACAGACACUCGCCUGCUGCUCUCCUGCUCAUGGCUGACGUGUGUCUGCGGUACAAGGAGCUGAAGGCCUCGCUAUGGAAUGCUGUGCUGCUGCAGCUCGCCGCCUGCCUGGACGCCGGUGCUGUGGAGGAGGCAGCUGUGCGGUCCCUGCUGCUGCGCCUGCGUCUGCACCCGCAGCUGUGGCUGGUGCAGGGCUUUACAGCUGCCUGGACGGCCAUCGUGUCGCGCCCCUUCAAGACGCUGACAGCCCCGGUGUCGGAGGCGGGCAUGCGUCGCUGUGUUGACGCGGCGUCGCUGCUGUCGCUGUGCCCCGUCACGCUGCCCUCCACCCCCGCCCUCGUGCCCCUCCUCCCCCCCCUCAACCUCCACGCCCUCGCCAUCACCCUCGCCGCCGCCCACCCUCACACCCGCUCCCUCAUGCAGGAGCUGCUAGACGCUGCGCCGCAGGAGGCGCUGAAGGAGCAGCUGCAGGCGCUGGCCGCGCACGCGCCGCUGCCGCGCCUUGUGCAGAAGUUGCUCGACGCCAACGGCAUCACGUUAACGAGCGGUGACGCAGCGUGACGAGAAGACGCAGCGAGCAAGAACUUGUCGUGUCAAGAAAGGAAGUUAAUCGAUUGUCACCAGUGGAUUUUGUUUUUUUCCUCCGUUUUGUUGAACAAAGGAAUCUUUACGAGUAAUCUUCUAAAACCCAUUGGAAACUUUAAUUUUAAGAGACAUUGUAACCAGCCUUUAAAAAUUUUGAUG